This is a messenger RNA of Trypanosoma brucei brucei TREU927, 2502 nucleotides long. Its product is annotated as translation initiation factor IF-2, putative. Gene Ontology annotation, molecular function: GTPase activity; GTP binding; translation initiation factor activity. The transcript has a single exon. Lineage: Eukaryota; Euglenozoa; Kinetoplastea; Trypanosomatida; Trypanosomatidae. The coding region runs from base 1 to 2502 and encodes 833 amino acids. The record is from RefSeq and is a predicted model, not a curated record.
AUGCCGCCUAAAGGACCAAAGGCAGCGCCAAAAGGCGCCCCCGCCCGCAAGGGCGGGCCUCCCGCCGCGAUGAUCGCAAAACUUAAGCAGCACAUGGAGAAGCAAAAGGAAGAAGAAGAACGGCUUCGCAGGGAACGGGAGGAAGAGGAAAAACGGUUGCGUGAAGAGGAACGACUUGCGGAAGAGCAACGGAGGUUUGAAGAGGAAGAGCGCGCCCGGGAACGUCAGCGGCGGAAGGAAGAGGAGCGCUUGGCUCGCAAAAUGGGAACCAAGGAGUCCCGCAAUGAUGUUCUGGAACGUAUGGCUGCCGCCGGUUUUAUCGUUCCUGAUGUGGAGAAAGUUCGGGAACAGCAGAAAAAGGAGCGGGAAGCCCCACGACCUAAGCAGCAAAAACAAAAGCCUACUCAGAAACAGGAGGAAGACGCAGCUGAUGAGAGGGCAGCCAAAGCCGGUCAUGAAUCAGACGAAGACAGUUUGGAUCUACCAGUGGAAGAUGACGGUGAGGUGACGGAGCCAACAGAGUCCGAUGCGGAGGUGGACGAGGAAGACUGGGAAGCCAUGAUGGAGCGUGACGAUCGGCGAGAGCAGCGUAAAAUUAAUAACGAGCGUAUCCGUAAGAGACGUGCUGAGAUGGUGGAAGAGCGACUGAAGGCGAAGGAAGCGCGGAAACGCGCGAAGGAAGAGGAAAGGCGAGCAAAGGAGCAUGUAUUGGAGAGCGUGACAAAACUCCGGUCGCCAAUUUGUUGUGUUCUUGGACACGUGGACACUGGUAAAACUAGUUUAUUGGAUCGUAUUCGAGCGACUAACGUUCAAGGCGGUGAGGCCGGUGGUAUUACGCAGCAGAUCGGUGCCACCUUUUUUCCACGGGAAUCAAUUGUUGAAGCCACAGCUGAUCUCAAUCAAAAGUACCAGCAUCAGCUGAACGUGCCUGGUCUUCUCGUUAUCGAUACACCCGGUCACGAGUCCUUCACAAAUCUUCGCAGUCGUGGAAGCAGUUUGUGCGACAUCGCUAUUCUCGUUGUGGAUAUAAUGCACGGGUUGGAACCACAGACGCGUGAGUCAAUCCGUCUGCUACGCGAGAAAAAGUGCCCCUUCAUCGUCGCAUUGAACAAAGUGGAUCGCCUCUACGACUGGGUUGCUCACAAGGACAUGGACAUUGAGCAAACGCUUUCCUUACAGAAGCCUAAUGUCCGUGAUGAGUUUAGCACACGGCUUGUUCAAGUAAAACAGGAAUUGCUUGCAGAGGGACUCAAUUCCGAACUGUACUAUCAUAACAAGGAGGUGCGAAAGGUGGUUUCAAUUGUGCCAACGUCGGCCAAGACAGGAGAAGGCAUUUGUGACCUAAUUCUGUUGGAAGUUCAACUGGUGCAACAGUUCAUGGAAGGGAAAGUUACAUACAAGGAUGACCUGCAAUGUACCAUUCUGGAGGUGAAGCCCACAACGGGGUAUGGUUUUACUAUCGAUGCCAUCCUCAUCAACGGCGAGCUUCACGAGGGCGACAAUAUUUGCCUCUGUGGGCAGAACGGGCCCGUGUUCACGCAGAUCCGUGCACUGCUCACACCACAACCCAUGAAGGAACUUCGAGUAAGAGGGGAAUACAUUCAUCACAAGACAAUGAAGGCAGCAAUGGGAAUUAAGAUUGCGGCCAACGAACUGGAGUAUGUUAUUCCUGGUUCGCAUCUUCUCGUCGUGCGGCCGGGAGACGAUAAAGAAGCCGUUGCAAAGGAGGUGAUGAAGGAUGCGAACAGCAUUACGGACCAGUUGAGUCCCGACGGUGUUGGGGUUACGGUGCAAAGCUCUACACUUGGUUCUCUGGAAGCCUUGUUGUCGUUUUUGAACAAAAUGAAGAUUCCUGUUGCAAGCGCCUCCAUUGGGCCACUGCAUAAGAGACAUAUGAUCAAUGUCCUCUCCAUGAAACGGAAGUCACCGCGUCACGCUGUUGUUCUUGCCUUCGAUGUUGAGAUAUCCGAUGACGCUCGAGACAUUGCCAAGAAGAACGACAUCGAUAUGUUUGAGGCCAAGAUCAUCUACCAUUUGUUUGAUAUGUUCACAAGGUAUAUAAACGAGUAUGAGAAGCGGGAAAAAGAUAAGGCACGCGCAAUUGCCGUCUUUCCUGUACAACUCACCAUUCUCGACGAUGCCAUCCAUAACACCGAUCCUAUUAUUCUCCCUGUGAAGGUGAAGUGUGGUCAGCUCCACCCGGGAACGCCACUCGCUUUUAUGCGGGGCGAUACGCCACAUCUCAUCGGGCGAGUGAUGUCAUUAGAGCGCGAUAAGAAGAGCAUCACUGUUGGCCGCGUGGGCUGCGAGUGUUCGGUUAAAAUAAACUCAGGGGAAAGUGGAAUGACGUUCGGGCGACAGUUUGAUAAAUCGGAUGAACUCUUCUCACUCAUUUCCCGUCCAUCUGUUAAUGCGAUUAAAUUGUUUAAGGAUGAAUUGACAGAGGAUGACAUUAAUCUUUUGGCGACGUUAAUAAAGGUACUGAAGGUGCCGCCUCGAUAG